Chanos chanos (milkfish) is the source of this 680-nucleotide messenger RNA. It is a transcript of the gene med10, whose product is annotated as mediator complex subunit 10. Gene Ontology annotation, molecular function: transcription coregulator activity. The transcript has 4 exons. The record is from RefSeq and is a predicted model, not a curated record. Gene Ontology annotation, cellular component: mediator complex. The coding region runs from base 46 to 450 and encodes 134 amino acids. Gene Ontology annotation, biological process: regulation of transcription by RNA polymerase II. Lineage: Eukaryota; Metazoa; Chordata; Actinopteri; Gonorynchiformes; Chanidae.
UCGUAACUGUUUAGUUUUUAGACAGUAGACGAAUUUGUAUCAAGUAUGGCUGAAAAAUUUGAUAAUCUUGAAGAGCAUCUGGAGAAAUUUAUCGAAAAUAUUCGCCAGUUGGGUAUUAUCGUCAGCGAUUUCCAACCCAGCAGCCAAACGGUCCUCAAUCAAAAACUAAACUUCAUGAUUACUGGACUUCAGGACAUUGAGAAAUGUCGACAACAACUUCACGAUAUUAACGUACCCCUGGAGGCAUUUGAAUACAUUGACCAAGGUCGCAACCCCCAGCUCUACACUAAGGAGUGUUUGGAAAGGGCACUGGCCAAAAACGAGCAAGUGAAAGGAAAAAUCGACACCAUGACUAAAUUCAAAAGUCUCCUAAUUUCUGAGUUGAGUAAGGUUUUCCCUGAAGAAAUGGCCAAAUACAAGGCUAUUCGUGGAGAUGACCCACCAUCAUAGUAAAGUCACCCCUACAGCAUCACCCACAGUUGUGUACAUAUGUUUAUAUUUAUAAUGAACUUUUGUAAGAUUCACAUCAUUACUUUUCAAUUUUCAAUUUUCUAAAGCUUUUUUCAGCAUUUGUAUUUGCGAUUUCUAUUCCACUCAGAUUUCAUUGUGAGUGCUUUGUACAAAUUGUUGUUGGGACUCUUUGAAAACAAUCUAAGAAGUGUUGGAUGCCUCAUCAUGUA